AGUGGGUGGGUGGGAAGAGGACAGGUAAACUGUGUGACGGUGCUCUAUUUCAGAAGUGACGGUUCUCGACGGAAUUGCGAUCAAGUGUCGAUAAGCAUUAUGGAGAAGGGCAGUGCGCAUUCUUCCGACAUGUCUGCCGGUUGGGAACGCGUCUCGGAUAAUUCGCAGUCCGGUGAGAGCAUGUCUUCGAACGAUCAGCCAUGGUGGAAGGAACAAGAAGAAAUAGUCAUUUCUGGAGUGUCCGGACGUUUUCCAAGGUGCGAGAACGUCAACGAAUUCGGAGAUCUACUGCUACAGGGCGAAGAUCUCAUCACGGAGGACGAUCUCAGGUGGCCUCCUGGCUUCUAUGAUCUGCCGAAGCGACAUGGUAAGCUCCAGGAUCUCAAGAAAUUUGAUGCGCAGUUCUUUUCCGUGACUCCUAAACAGGCCAACUUCAUGGAUCCUCAAGUUCGUAUACUGCUUGAGGUAGCCUGGGAAGCGAUGGUCGAUGCUGGUAUCAAUCCCGUGGAUCUACGAGGGUCACGAACGGGAGUGUUUGUUGGAUGUUCGGCUUCGGAAACAUCCGGAGCUCUUACCCAGGAUCCGGAAACAGUUACCGGUUACACCCUGACUGGAUGCGUUCGAUCCAUGUUCUCGAAUCGCAUCUCGUACACAUUUGAUCUGCAAGGUCCAUCAUUCUCAGUUGAUACUGCUUGCUCCAGCUCAUUGCUAGCACUUCAGUUGGCUGUCGAUGCUAUUCGUCAGAAACAAUGCGAUGCAGCAAUUGUAGCUGGAGCUCAUCUAACGCUGACACCAACGGCUGCAUUGCAAUUUCUACGUCUUGGAAUGCUGACUGACAAGGGAAGUUGCCGUUCCUUCGACGAUUCCGGCGAUGGCUACUGCCGUACUGAAGGAGUGGCUGCAAUCUUCAUCCAACGCAAAUCAAAGGCGAAUCGUAUCUAUGCCACUGUGAUCCACGCAAAAUCCAACACUGAUGGCUACAAAGAACAAGGAAUCACUUUCCCAUCGGGAGAACGCCAAGCUCAGCUCCUCGAAGAGGUCUACAAUGAGGCUGGUGUCGACCCGAAUAGUGUCUACUAUGUAGAAACCCACGGAACAGGAACAAAAGUCGGAGAUCCACAGGAGGCUAAUGCUAUUUGCCAAGUAUUUUGUUCUAAUCGUAAAGAACCGCUUCUCAUCGGAUCCGUCAAAUCGAACAUGGGUCAUGCUGAGCCGGCCUCGGGUAUCUGUUCGAUUGCCAAGGUACUUGUUGCGAUCGAACGCCAGAUGAUACCACCAAAUCUUCACUUCAAUACACCCAAUCAAUAUAUUCCUGGUCUUACCGACGGUCGACUCAAAGUCGUUACGGAACCUACACCGUUACCUGGAGGUAUUAUCGGAGUGAAUUCGUUUGGAUUCGGUGGUUCGAACACCCACGUGAUCCUCAAGGCCGCCGAUCACACUGCGCCGCCGCUCACUGAGCUACCUUUUACAAAAAUCCUAACAUAUUGUGGACGUUCGCAAGAUGCCGUCCAGCACGUCUUCAGCGUCGUCGAGAAUAAUGUCAACGACGGCUACCUCCAAGCACUUCUUGCCAACCAAGCAAAUCUACCAGCCAAAGAUACGCCAUUCCGAGGCUACAUGCUCAUCCACAGAAGUGGCGAUCAGCCUCCACUAAAAGAUGUCGUGAAGGUCGCAAUUACGGAGCCACGUCCAAUCUACUUCAUCUACUCCGGCAUGGGCUCUCAAUGGCCCGGUAUGGGUAUGAAGCUGAUGAAGAUUCCAGUCUUUGACGAGUCAUUGAGGGCUUCGAGCAAAACGCUGGAGGAGUUCGGCCUGGACGUGUACGGCAUGCUGUGCAAUCCUGAUCCAUCUCAAUAUCAGAACAAUACGCUCAACUGUAUGCUCGCCAUUACAGCAAUCCAGAUUGCUCUCACAGACCUUCUGUUCUCUCUUGGAGUAACCCCUGAUGGUAUCAUCGGUCACUCUACGGGUGAAAUGGGCUGUGGUUACGCCGAUGGUGGAAUAACUCGUGAACAGACAAUGCGUCUGGCUUACCAUCGAGGAACAACUAUGAUGAAGCAUAAGGAAAUCAAGGGUGGCAUGGCCGCCGUUGGUCUGACAUGGGAAGAAGCCCAAGCACAGUGCCCAGAGGGAGUUGUUCCAGCUUGCCACAACGGUGCUGACUCAGUUACUAUCUCAGGAGAUGGAGAGAAAGUGCUCGAGUUUUGUGAACAGCUCAAGGAGAAGGGAGUAUUCGCUAAGGCUGUCGAUUCCUCGGGCAUUCCAUUCCACUCGCCAAUGAUGGCCCGCGUCAAAGAGCCUAUGCUCGAGGCAAUGCGUACCGCUGUACCAGAACCAAAGCCCAGAUCGUCACGCUGGAUUUCGACAUCGAUUCCCGAGGAGGAUUGGGAAAGCGAGCUGGCUAGCACUUGCUCUGCCGACUAUCAUGUGAACAAUGCUAUUUCCCCGGUACUCUUCUACGAAGCCCUCCAGAAGAUCCCAGCAAAUGCGGUUGCAAUCGAAAUGGCACCACAUUCGCUGAUGCAAGCCAUCCUGCGCCGUUCACUGAUGAAAACCGUCAGCAACAUUGGUCUCAUGAACAAGCCAAAGACAGAGAACGAGAACGAACUCGAGACAUUCCUCCAGUCGCUGGGAAAGAUCUAUCAAGCUGGCGUGAACAUUCGCGUUGAGGAUCUUUACCCAGGCGGACGUUUCAAGGGUGUGGUCCCUAAGGGUACACCAAUGAUUGGUCCAAUGUGGAAGUGGGACCAUUCACAGGACUGGCCAGUGGUCGAUGGACGUCAUAUGGCUGCUGCUGCUGGUGGUUCAAUGUGUGUAUCAGCCUCGUAUAACAUUGAUCCGUUUGCACCUGAUUCCAAGGUAAGAGUCUACCUUCUCGAUCAUUGUAUCGACGGCCGUGUGCUCUAUCCAUUUACUGGUUACCUGGUACUUGCAUGGAAAACGCUUGCAAAAUUGAACGGAGUCGAUUUCCAAAAGACUGCUGUCAUCUUCGAGAAUAUCAACGUUUAUUCGGCGUGCAUUCUGAGCAAACCAAUCAAGCUCGAUUGCGUUGUUACUCCUGGCAAUGGAAUGUUCGAGAUCCUUCAUGAAGAUCAAGUGGCAGCAUCUGGAAGGAUCUACAUUCCUGAAGACAACCAACCAUUCUACUAUGGUAAACUAAGUGAUAUCCGAACAUCGGAAAUCGCUGACAGAAUCGAACUUGACACUGAGGAUGCUUACAAGGAGUUCCUUCUACGAGGUUAUGAGUACGGACAGGCGUUCCGUGGCAUCUACAAGACCUGCAACUCGGGUGAACGUGGAUACCUGUACUGGACUGGUAACUGGGUGACGUUCCUUGACUCACUGCUGCAGACAGCCCUUUUGGCCGAACGUGCCGAUACACUUCGUCUGCCAACCCGCGUCAGACAUCUACGCAUUGAUCCUGUGAAACAUCUUGACCAUCUGAUUGAGAAGGACGGAAUCCAGGUAUUUGAACUACGAAAUGAUCAUGCUACUAAUGGAUGUAUCGCUGGUGGUGUUGAGUGCUGUGACCUGACUGCUCACACCGUUGCACGUCGUAUUCAGACGUCUGGACAGCUGUAUCACGAGAAAAUCUUUUUCGUGCCGCACUAUGAUGACCAUUGUCUGAAGGAUUUCGAGAAGGAACGUAAGAUGCUCGACCAGUACACUCGAGUACUGAAACACGUUGUCGCUCGUGGAUUGGCGUCAUGGGAAAAGCACGGUAUCCUGUCGAGAAUGACAAAUGGAAAGGCACUGAAGACUGCACUGAAGGUGCUUGCUCCAUUUGCUAAGGAUAACGCCGCGGAAGCGACAAUGCGCAAGUACCUGGAUGACGGCAAAUGUUCAGUACUUCAUGCAUUUGAUGAGAUCUUUGCUCUUGAAUUUUCCAACGACAUGACUGCCACCGAUUUCGAAGCGCUGGUGAUAAAUAAGUUGAAGAAUGUAAAGACCGUGUUCGACUUCGAUCGAGCCUGGAGCGCAGCCUUGUCGUUCGACAGGAUCAUCAAGACCAUGCAGGACAUCUGUAUCGAGAACUCUGCCGGUCACACAGCCAAGAUGUGCGCUGUGGAGCUGAAUUCGUUCGAGCAGCUGAAGCAGUGCGUCGAGGCCAAUCUGUCACACCCGCUUCUGGAGGUGGAAAGCAUCUGUGUGGGACCUAAUGUUGACCAACUCGAUGAAAACUCUUUGGAGCAAGUCGGAGCCCGCAAGGUUCGCCUCACCAUUGACGAAAACUUCAAUGGGCAUAAUGACGCGAAGAAUAUGGACUACAUGCUUUUAGACAAGGUUCUUUGCAGGAAAGCUGAUCCAGCCACGUACUUGAACGCUUGCAAACAUCUACUUCGCGACGAUGGAUUUGCCAUUAUUGUUGAGGUCACUCAGGACUAUGAACUCGCAGCUGUAAUUCAGGGAAUGUUCGGCUAUGAACUCUCAGUGAGCCCGGAUCGUCGUUUCGGUACCUAUUUCACGCAUGACGAACUGCUGAAAUUGUUCAAUGAUUGCGGCUUCAAGAUCUGCAACUAUCAACGUGAUCCAUCAGUAAUGACGACGUGUUAUACAAUUCGUAAGAAUGAGGCUACACCUCGUGACCCGGUAUUCAUCGACGUUGACGACGUCAAGGAGUUCACAUGGAUUGAGCCAUUGCAAAAGGUCAUCGAAGAGCGUCUCAAUGAACCCGAGCACAAGACGAUUUGGCUCUUAAACACCAAGGUGCGUAAUAACGGUGUAGUCGGGCUGGCUCUGUGCUUCAUCGAAGAAAAUCUGAAAUGGAAUCGUUUCCGCUCAUUGAUCGAUAUGUCUCAAAAUAAGAAACGUCGUGAAGGUCCGCCAGAAAUCAAGCUUGAGGAUCCAAAAACCCAGGCGAUAAUCGAUCUUGAUAUGCAUGCCAACAAUUACAAGGAUGGUGUAUGGGGUUCGCUACGUCAUUUUGUCGUCAAGGACGAAGAUGUGCACACGUUUAAACAGUGUAAACAUGCUUUCAUCAACACGUUAACUCGUGGAGAUGUUUCGUCGCUCACAUGGUUUGAAUCCCCGAAUCAAUACUUUGAUGAGAUCGAAGGCCGUAAAGACACACAUGAGCUGUGCUCAGUAUACUAUGCGGCUAUUAACUUCCGCGAUGUUAUGCUGGCAUACGGUCGUUUGUCCCCAGACGCAAUCCCGGGUAAUUUCGCUGAUCGCGAAUGCCUGCUCGGUAUGGAGUUUGCUGGACGACUGAAAGAUGGCACUCGUUUGAUGGGAAUUCUUCCUGCUCAGGCCCUUGCCACAUCAGUUAUAGUGGACCGCGAUUACGCCUGGGAAGUACCAGAGCGCUGGUCAUUGGCUGAAGCGGCUACCGUACCAGUUGUGUACACAACGGCGUACUAUGCGCUCGUUUGCCGUGGUCGCAUAAAGAAGGGUGAGAAAGUGUUGAUUCAUGGUGGAGCAGGUGGUGUUGGACAGGCAGCGAUUGCAAUUGCCUUGUCAUAUGAUUGUGAAGUAUUCACCACAGUUGGAUCACAAGAAAAGCGUGAAUAUCUGAAGAAGAAGUUCCCUCAACUAAAAGAUGUCCAUUUCGCCAAUUCUCGCUCGGCCGACUUUGAACUGCACAUUCGGCAGUACACUAAGGGCCGAGGUGUGAAUAUCGUCUUGAACUCGUUGGCCCAUGAAAUGCUGCAAGCAUCACUCCGCUGUUUGGCUCGUCACGGACGAUUCCUUGAGAUCGGAAAAGUCGACCUGGCUCAGAACUCUUCACUAGGAAUGUCGAAGCUGCUUGACAAUGUGUCAAUCCAUGGUAUCCUUUUGGAUGCGAUUAUGGAUCCUACUGUUGGCGAUUUCGAUGAAUGGAAGGAAGUUGCUAGCCUUCUGGAAGCUGGUAUCAAGAAUGGUGUGGUACAGCCCCUGCCAGCCUCGUUGUUCCCAACUGACAAGGCAGAGGAGGCGUUCAGGUUCAUGUCCGCAGGAAAACAUAUCGGUAAAGUGGUGAUGGAAAUUCGUAAAGAAGAACCACAACGGAAGUGCAUUCCGUCCGACAUCACUGUACGAGCGGUUUGCCGUACCCUGUGCCAUCCCCAGCACGUGUACCUGAUCACUGGUGGUCUGGGUGGAUUCGGACUUGAGCUUGCUCAAUGGCUUAUCAACCGUGGAGCCCGAAAGCUGGUGCUCACAUCUCGGUCGGGUAUUCGAACUGGAUAUCAGGCACGGUGUGUACAUUUCUGGAGAAGAACUGGCAUUUCAGUACUGAUUUGCACGCUGAACAUAGCUAAGCGGUCAGAUGCCGAUGAGCUGAUCCGUCAGUGUCUUUCUAUGGGACGCCUGGGCGGAGUGUUCCAUCUUGCUAUGGUACUCCGUGAUUGUCUAUUCGAGAAUCAAAACGUGCAGAACUUCAAGGACGCAGCUGAGGCCAAGUACUACGGUACGAUUAAUCUCGAUCAGGCCACCCGCGUAGCGGCAGACGAUGCCCUACGAUGGUUUGUCGUGUUCUCAUCGAUCACAUCGGGACGCGGUAACGCUGGUCAGACCAAUUAUGGCUGGUCGAACUCAACUAUGGAACGUAUGAUCGAACAACGUCGAGAAGAUGGAUAUCCGGGUAUCGCAAUUCAAUGGGGAGCUAUUGGUGAUGUGGGAGUUAUUCUUGAGAAUAUGGGCGAUAAUAACACCGUUGUCGGAGGAACUCUUCCACAAAGAAUGCCCUCUUGUCUAGCCUCGUUGGAUCUGUUCCUAUCGUGGAAUCACCCGAUCGUCUCCUCGUAUAUCAAGGCUGAUAUGGGACAGAAGAAGGCUGCCGGUGGUGGCAAUCUCCUUCAGACGAUUGCUCAUAUUCUUGGAGUGAACGACGUCUCCCAGUUGAAUCCUGAUGCGAACCUUGGAGACCUUGGACUCGACUCGUUGAUGGGUGUGGAAAUCAAGCAAGCCCUCGAAAGAGAUUACGACAUUGUACUAUCUAUGAAGGAUAUCCGUACGUUAACCCUAAACAAACUGCAAAAUCUGGCCGAAAGUGGUGGCCAGGGUGCAACGGCAUUGCAACCGACUGAAUUGGACAUGAAGAAGGAGAGUGAGCGCGAUGCCGAGCAAAAUACGGUGGAGAUGUUGGAGAGACAGAUGAAUCAACUGUUCAAGAUGCGUGUCGAUGUUAACGACCUUGAUCCUCAGGACAUUGUUGUGAAGUGCAAUAAGAUCGAAGAGGGUCCCGUUACAUUCUUCGUUCACUCCAUUGAGGGUAUUGCAACGCCACUGAAACGUGUCAUGACCAAAUGUACCUUCCCCGUCUAUUGCUUCCAGUCAACUAAAGAUGUACCACGAGACUCGAUUGAAAGUGUUGCCAAGUGUUACAUCAAGGAAAUGAAGAAGAUCCAACCUGUUGGUCCAUACAGGAUUGUCGGUUACUCGUAUGGAGCAUGUAUCGGAUUCGAGAUGGCCACGGUGCUCCAAGAAUUAGAUGGAGUCUCAUCAGUCGAGAGGCUGAUAUUGCUUGAUGGAUCUCACCUGUACAUGCAAACAUACAGAAAUGUCUAUCGAAUGGCAUUUGGUGUUACUGGAGAUACCCUCGUGAACAAUCCGCUGUUCGAAUCAGAAAUCAUGUGCGCAAUGACGCUACGAUUUGCUAACGUUGAUUACAAGAAGUUCCGUGUUGAACUACUCCAACAACCAGGAUUCAAGGCGCGGAUACAAAAGGUUGUCGACACUGUGAUGACCACGGGCCUCUUCAAAUCCCCCGAAACUAUCGCGUUUGCCUGUGAAGCGAUGCGAUCGAAGUUCUUGAUGGCAGACAAAUAUAAACCUGAACGUAAAUUUGCUGGACAUAUCACACUGGUGCGUGCUGAACAAGGAGCGGCUCGUGAAGAGGACGUUGGUACCGAUUACGGUAUUAGUCAGGUGGCGGACGACUCGAAGGUGUAUGUAGUCGAAGGAGAUCAUGACACAUUUGUACAAGGCAAGAGCUCAGCGAAGACGGUAGCAAUCAUUAAUGAACUCAUUAAAGAGACGUACAAAUGCUAG
Molecule: messenger RNA, 7974 nt
Organism: Cooperia oncophora
Lineage: Eukaryota; Metazoa; Nematoda; Chromadorea; Rhabditida; Trichostrongylidae
Source: the annotation of a GenBank genome assembly